This is a messenger RNA of Lingula anatina, 2767 nucleotides long. RefSeq names its product vacuolar fusion protein CCZ1 homolog. Lineage: Eukaryota; Metazoa; Brachiopoda; Lingulata; Lingulida; Lingulidae. Gene Ontology annotation, biological process: vesicle-mediated transport. Gene Ontology annotation, cellular component: intracellular membrane-bounded organelle; Mon1-Ccz1 complex. The record is from RefSeq and is a predicted model, not a curated record.
AUCUCGCGAGAUUCAAGAUGUCAGCUUCCAGUCAAAUAUUUUUUCGAAAUUAAGAUAAAAAAUAGAUGUAAAGUUUACGCUGUUUCUAACAAGUUGGACAUGACGGGGAAGUCUCCAGAAAAGACACCAGUGUCUCUAGUCAAUUUCUUUGUUUUUAAUUCUGAGUAUGGACCAAGAGAAGGAGAGGAAGAAAAGAAGAUAUUGUACUAUUAUCCACCAAACACUGAGUUAGAUAAGAAGAUCAAAGAUGUGGGUUUAUGUGAGGCAAUCAUCAAGUUCACAGAAACCUUCUCAGAUAACCCCUGUGAAGCUAUGCAUGCACAGAAAACUAGACAGGUCUUUCACCAGCCAGAAAAAGACUUCUGGAUGGUAUUGACAGUCAGCAUUCCAUCCAGUGAAAAAGAGAAAGAUGGGCAGAGUUACAUGGAGUUCCAUGAGGAUGAUGUGCAGGACUCGGUCUUUGAUGCUGUACUGAAACAAGCUUAUAGAAUGUUUAAGUUAUUUAUGGGAAGUUUUCAACACAUUUUAGAAAAAGGGACAGCUCAAAACUUGAAACAGAGGCUUGACCACUUUUUUUCAAGGUAUCUACAAACACUGAAGCUGAACCAAAGUGAUAUACUAGAUGUGUACUGUGGCAUUCACUUCCUGCCUCUUGACAAGAACACAUACCUCAAGAUACAAUGCCUCAUCAACUUGUUGGAAGCCACUUUCUUACAAGUGAAGUACACAGCAUUCCUUUAUAAUGACCAGUUAGUAUGGAGUGGUCUUGAGCAGGAUGAUAUGAGGUACAUGUACAAAUACCUGACAACAAGUCUGUUUCCAGCAUAUAUGGAGCAAGAAUUACAAGGAGGCAGUCCAUACAGUUCUUCUACUAAUGUGACUGGAGGACCAAGUACCAGCCACUAUGGGAAGUUUGUUACAGGUCCUCCAAGCCUGACUGAACCCCAAAACUUUGGUAAAAUUCCCAGGAUAUUUGUCAACACGGGUCGUCCUGAUGAGGAGUGCCAUCUUCUGGUCUACAGAGCAUUGAGUGCCACCGUCUGCAUGCUUAUAGAGGGUUCUUUCCAGAUACCUUUUGACUUCUUUAAGAGUUUAGACAGUUUUUUGGGUCCACAGUUGAGUUCAUUAGCAUCUGACAUAGGAGAACAGUAUGCAAGGAGACCACCAAGCACUGCAGAGCCCCUGUUCAAAUAUGUAUAUUUCAACUAUAUGAACCUUGCUCAGAAGACCACCAUCCAUGCCGACAGUAACAAGAAGACUGCUGGUAGUGUCAGUGUGCCACCAGACAUUAUGCGUUUGAUUGGGGACAUCAACGCUGACAUUUCCAGAUCAAGCAAUGAUGAUAAUGAGACAAUAGCCAGAACACAGACUGGAGACUACUGGGUAGUGGGCAAGAAGUCAGACCAGCGGGAAUUCUAUGUUGUCAUCAAUCAGAAAAAUGCCAACCUUAUUGAAAUUAAUGAGGAAGUGAAGAAGCUGUGCACGUCUCAUUUCAGCAAUAUUUUCUUUCUGGACUGAAAUCAAAAUUUCAGCAAUCAAGUGCAAUAUGUUUUUGUUAAAAAUGAGGAUAGAAAUUUGUCAUAAAAUAAUGAACUUCGAUCGGAUGAUUCAGUUGGCAAGGGACAAUUAUCAAGUAAAUCUCUUCAAGAACAGUCAGAACAAUAAUAUAUUCCUAAGGAUUAAUUACACACUAUGACAAUCUUUAUCUUUCAGUUAUAUUUAAGUUUUCAGGCCCCAUUCCCAUAGACACAAUUGGUCCACCUGGAACUGAACUCUGCAGGGAUUCUUGCUAAAUGCAGUCAGGUUAACAGAGUGACAUGCCUCCUCCUGGUGUCAAGUAGAAUACAGAAAAUCUGGUGAUUAUAGGAGUACCUUGGAAACAAGAGCAGGCAGGCCUGAUUGCAGUUAGCAAGAUUCCCUGCAGAGUUGGGUCAAUCCACAUGGACAGAUGAUGAUAUCUAUGUGAAAAGGGUCUCAUUUAUAUUUUGGACAGAAGGCUCAAUUAAUCCAUCUGGAAGAGAACAUACUAAAGAUCAAAAACUGGAUUUGGCAGAUCACUAAGAUGUGAUUAUUUUUUUAAAUAGGAGGACAUUACUGAUAUGAUAAACAUGAUUGUGCUCUGUGUUACAUUGUAAUUACAAUGGGAUUCAUGACCUUUGAUCUUUUUUUAAUGGAUGCUUUGGAUGCUUUCUCACCUAAUAAUAAAUUAUGUUUUGUCUAAAUAGACUUUUUGUAUGAAGGAUGGGUACAAACAAUGAAAAAAAUCAUCAAAUUGAUGGCACAUUUUUUGAUGUUAUAUUGCUUUUUAUCAUAGUACUAUUUUAGUAUUUUUUUCCAGCAGUAUCGUUUUAUCUAUGCCAGUGGGAAGGUUGUACUUUCAUCGGUAUUGAUUUGUAUGUGCCUUAGACAAUGGUUUCAUAAUUGUCAGUUCAUAUCUCUGACAAAGAAAAUAUAAAUCUGAAUUCAUUCAUCAUAGUUGAUCAACCACUGUAUCAAUUUGUGUCGCAGUGGCAGUGUUUCCCAAGGCUAACAUAAAGGAAGUCAGAUUUUAAUUUAAAGUCACCUUAUGGCCAAAGCAUAAGAUAUUGCAAUAAUUGAUCAAUUUAACACAUGCUUGAUAAUUGCCAAGUUAAAUUUUGUAUGAUGAAAGACUGUUUUGCCACAUUUUUUGAGUCUUCAUUUUUCUUCAGUAAAAUCAAACUUCUUGUCUGCCUAUAUCUGUAUUAAAUUAUGGAAAGUAAAAAAAAAAACAUAUCUUUUUACCUCA